Molecule: messenger RNA, 1295 nt
Organism: Protobothrops mucrosquamatus (brown spotted pit viper)
Lineage: Eukaryota; Metazoa; Chordata; Lepidosauria; Squamata; Viperidae
Gene: XKR8
Product: XK related 8
Exons: 3
Coding region: 1-1254 (417 amino acids)
Biological process (GO): engulfment of apoptotic cell; apoptotic process involved in development; phosphatidylserine exposure on apoptotic cell surface
Cellular component (GO): plasma membrane
Source: RefSeq, a predicted model, not a curated record
AUGGCUAGGACCGGCGGCACUCCUGGCUGCAGCCUUCCCCAGCCGCCCCCUUUUCGCUUUCUGGACCUGGCCUUUGCCCUGGUGGGUACCCUCGCCUUCCUGCUGGACUUGGUGGCCGAUGUGUGGGUGGCUGCCAGCUACCUUCGAGCCGGCCACUUGCCCUGGGGCGGGCUGGUGCUGGGGCUGCUGCUGCUCUCCUCCCUGACGACCCAGUUCUUUAGCUGGGCUUGGUUCCGGAGUGACUCCGAUAAAGAGGGCCUCUCCCAGCCAUCCCCCCGGACUUCGAAGCUGCUCCAUCUCCUACAGCUCGGCUACCUGUACAGGUGUCUCUGUGUCCUGAGGGUGGGUUUCCAGGCAUGCAAGAUGGAAGAUGCAACAGCAACUCAUCAGGCCUUUGCCAUUUUCCUGUCACACGAUGUCAGUCUCUUGCGCCUCUUUGAGACCUUUCUGGAAAGUGCACCUCAGCUCAUCUUGGUGAUCUACAUCAUUCUACACACCAACCAGGCUGAGAUAUUUCAAGUACUCGGGAUUUGCACAUCUUUUCUGUGUAUCACCUGGGCCCUCUUGGAUUACCACCAGACCCUGCGCAGCUUCCUGCGGGACAAACACAAGUUGGCCUUCCUGUCUUCAGUCCUCUACUUCCUGUGGAACUUCCUACUGAUGUGUCCUCGCAUUCUCUCGUUGGCGCUCUUUGCAGUAGUCUUCUCAGGCUACAUUUUCCUCCACUUCCUAGGCAUCUGGUUGGUCAUGUUUCUCUGGGUCUCCUUGCAAGGGACAGACCUAAUGGAAAAUGCCACCUUUGAGUGGUUUUAUCGAGCUACAGUAGCUGUUAUCCUCUAUUUUUGCUGGUUCAAUGUGGCCGAGGGGAAAACGCGCCACCGCUCCACUAUUUACCACACUUUCCUUUUUGUGGAUAGCAUCAUCCUUGUUGUCUCUUGGUUGUGGUACAGAAUUCCCUCAAGCUGGGAUUCCCAAGUGUGUCCUGCACUCCUGGCUGCCCUGGUCUGUUAUGCCCUUGGCAUUUUCUUGAAAUGCAUCUACUACAAGUGUUUUCACCCCACUAUGAAAACUGUACCCCUUAUGGAUUACGAUGAAGUAGACAGGAAUGGAGAUGCUGUUGUGGUCCAGCAAAUGGUUAUAGAACCCGUCAUCAACCAUCGGACGUAUAGACUCUCUCAGAACUUCUUUGCUGGCUCUUUGGCAGAAGAGACUCAGUACCAAAGGAAUGGGAUUGUCAGUGAUAUGUAUCUAUGAGCCUUUAUGCCCAGGGCAACCAAGACAAGACUUUAAUUGGA